AUGUCCCAUCUUGUCCAUAUCUUACCCGACGAUAACCCCACCGUCAUCAAAGCUUCAAAGUUGCCAGAGUUGUUCUCAUCCUAUCGCAACGCGGUCAAGGCGAUGCUGCUCAAUCUAGCUGCUGAAUGGCGGAAUCAAGCGAGCGUACGGUACAUCCGCGACAAUGGCUCCGAUGGCUCCGAUGAUGACGACGACGGGGACAACGAGAGCGACGAUGACAGCGGCACCAGCGAGCACAGAGACAGAUUUCUAGCCAAGCUCAGUGCUGAGUGGAAGGCACAGUGUCAUCCCGAGAUGGUUGUCGAGCCCGAGCCAAAGCUUCUCGCUCUGUGGAACGCAUUCAGAAACAUUCCAAGGGAACACUUCUCGGAUGUCAUGCAGCGUUCGCAGAGUCCGGGAUUCAGUUCGAUUGCUUUGGGGACUCGAGGCCGUGGAUCCUCGCUAUCAGAGACGCCGCGAAGGUUGAGCUUAAGGAAACGGGACUUUGCGAGGGGGUUUUGGAGGAUGAUCUUUGAUCCCACUGUGUAUUAUGGGCUGGAGCUGACAGAAGCGCCAGAAAGGAGCGGAGGUAUGUUAACUCAUGUAUGA
Messenger RNA from Sordaria macrospora k-hell, 588 nucleotides. RefSeq lists its product as uncharacterized. NCBI's taxonomy places the organism in Eukaryota, Fungi, Ascomycota, Sordariomycetes, Sordariales, Sordariaceae. The record is from RefSeq and is a predicted model, not a curated record.